GCGCACCAGUAGCGCUCUAACGUGAAGAUCUACUGUGGCUGCCGCGGGAUUUGUUCUGUGACCUGCAAGGAUCUGGCGGCUGAAUUUUGAAAUAGGGUAUUGCUAUGUGGCCCGUGCUGACCUCAGAUUUUGGCAAUCCUGAGUGCUGCUGGGAUUAUAGGACUGAACCCACACACCUGGAUCCAGUUUGAGCUUUCUUUCCUAGUAUUUCAUCUAGUUAAAGUGACAGGCUAGAAAACAAGCUUUAGAAAAGGAAGCCGUACAAAUAAGCUGUAUCCACCACCCAGUAGCGACAGCCGGCUUUGAUGUUUUAUUGCUUACGCUGACAUCUGUAGAAGGCACAGAUGGAGAGCAAACAUGAAUGUUGGAGUUGCCCACAGUGAGGUAAACCCCAAUACUCGUGUAAUGAGCAGUCGUGGUAUGUGGCUGACUUAUGCUUUGGGAGUUGGCCUGCUUCAUAUUGUAUUACUCAGCAUCCCCUUCUGCAGUGUUGCUGUUGCCUGGACCUUAACAAACAUAAUACAUAAUCUGGGAAUGUAUGUGUUUUUGCAUGCAGUCAAAGGAACGCCUUUCGAGACUCCUGAUCAGGGUAGAGCAAGGCUCCUAACUCACUGGGAACAGCUCGACUACGGAGUACAGUUUACAUCUUCUCGGAAGUUUUUCACAAUUUCUCCAAUAAUCCUGUACUUUCUGGCAAGUUUCUAUACGAAGUAUGAUCCAACUCACUUCAUCCUAAACACAGCUUCUCUCCUGAGUGUACUUAUUCCCAAAAUGCCACAGCUGCAUGGUGUUCGGAUCUUUGGAAUUAAUAAGUAUUGAAAUAUUUCUGCAACUGAAGAGAACUGUUUAGCGCUACUGGGUUUCCUGUAACGAAAGAGUAGUUAAUGAACUGCACUGUUUCUGUGAUAAUGUGAAAUAAGAGGUAUUUACAUCAGAGGGCCAAGUACUGCUUCUUCAUAAGCUCUCUUGACGUGCUCUACUUAAGGAUGCCUCUGUCUAAUGACUUGGUAUAUUUCUGAGAGAGACUUUGCAGGCAGGCUGGGCAGGCCCAGCUUAUAAGUUCAUGGUAGUAUGAUAAGGGUACAGAAACUAAAUCCGAGGAAAUGUGGAAUUUGUAAGAAACCAGGUCCAGCUUACAGUGAGCGGGCAUUAUGUUAGGGAAAGAACAUUCCAAUCAUUCGUUCAUAGUCAAUUUAAGCAGACUUCUAGAAAGCAGAAUCGCCUAUACACAUAUUUUUAUUACUUUACACAGUCUACUUUGACAUACAGCCUCUUGUUUUGUACAAGCCCCUUCCUCUUGGGUUUCUGGCUUAGUAUUAUGCAUUGAUAAAUGAGGUAAUGUUUGCAUUUAUUACAUUCCAGGGUUCGUGAGGGUUUAUCUUCAUUUCUUACUCUAAGAGAAGAAGAUAGGCAGGCCUCCUAACAGUCGAGGCUCUGAGUCAACGUGCUCGUUUUGGAACAAAGUGGGUUUUACUGCUUUUCCAGAAGCAAAGCUGCUAAACCAAUUAAGAGAUUAACUUAUUUCAAGUACUUCAGGUCUUGAGUAGCUGAAAAGUAUUGUUUAGUUGGUUGUGCAAAUUGGUUGAGUCUAUCAUUCUUUAGAAAAGGAAAUGCAAGAUGGGGCCAGCUGAUGCGGGCAGACCUAAAUAAUGAAUUCUUUGUCAGCAGAUUGGAAGUAACAGAUAACAUUCAGCCUCUUGCUCUCUGUCCCCACAGUUUGGUUUACCCAUUAACAUUUCCUUUAACUGUGAGAGUCAGUGUAGACAACCCAAAAUGGUACCUAUAUUCACAGCAACAACUCUAUUGAAUUCUUGUGACUUAGGGAACCUUCUUAUACUUGCUAGCAUUAAUUGUAUAAAGAGAAGUAAAUGCCUUUCUAAAAUGAAAAACUCCUAAGACUGAAGACAGUUGUAGAUCAACUUAUAAAUCAAUUGUGGCAAUAAACAGACUUAAGAUCAUUGUUUCAUAUUUCAAAAGUACUGAAUUUAGAAAUCAGUUGUUUGAUACUGCCUUUGUAUGUUUGUCUUUUCUUGUGUAUCUUUAAAUAACUGGUAAUUGACGCUUUAAUAAAAAGUUUUCCUUGGUGUAAGAUUA
Molecule: messenger RNA, 2094 nt
Organism: Apodemus sylvaticus (European woodmouse)
Lineage: Eukaryota; Metazoa; Chordata; Mammalia; Rodentia; Muridae
Gene: Ormdl1
Product: ORMDL sphingolipid biosynthesis regulator 1
Exons: 5
Coding region: 358-819 (153 amino acids)
Biological process (GO): intracellular sphingolipid homeostasis; negative regulation of ceramide biosynthetic process; ceramide metabolic process
Cellular component (GO): endoplasmic reticulum membrane
Source: RefSeq, a predicted model, not a curated record